Molecule: messenger RNA, 2426 nt
Organism: Capsella rubella
Lineage: Eukaryota; Viridiplantae; Streptophyta; Magnoliopsida; Brassicales; Brassicaceae
Product: transcription factor SAC51
Exons: 4
Coding region: 883-1902 (339 amino acids)
Molecular function (GO): protein dimerization activity
Source: RefSeq, a predicted model, not a curated record
UGUUUGUAUAUUUGGCUGGUUUAAAUCGUUACUGAAAUGGGAAAGCUCUGUAAUUUAAGUCUGAAUCUAUAAUAGCUUGGGACAUUGUGAUUUGUGUAUAUUCUGAGUUUCUGUAGUAAAUGUACUGUAACUCUACUGGGACUGAAGCCUUGAAUAUACUCGAUUGCUAGAUGCUGUAUAGAUACUAAAGUAGAUUGAAUACAGACAGUGGAUGAUCAGAAUCAAUUAGAGUGUAUAAGAGGAGGAGAAAGAGAGAAAACAGCAUGUGUAUUGCCUUAUACCGUAAAGUUUUGCGCUUGAAUCUAUAUUGCCGUGUGAUUCUGUAAAUUGUUUCACCUUUGAACCAACGCUUCAAGAGUCAAGUCCUCGUUUUUCUUAUUCAUCUUCCCUUCAUUUUAACCGCUUUUGAAAAAUGGGAUCCCAACAUUUCUACGUGUACCAUUGUGAGCAAAGAAUCAGCUAGACAGAGAGCUCACUUUCCUUCCUCGACAAAAGUUUCUUCCUUUGGUUUGGUUUUUGUAUACUUUCUUCAUUCUAAGAUUUCCUCGAAGUUAUGGUGUGCCAGUCACCCGGUAAGACAAGAUUUCGAGCAUUGAAGUACGAGACAGGAAACGCCAACAAAUCAACUAUUGUAGUGAGAGUUAUUGAAUGCUAUCAACCGAUGGAUAAUUGCCAGGCUGAAUACUUCAGACUUCUACUCAAACCAGUCACGUAGUUGGUUCGUGAUUCUUCGCUAUAUUUUCAAUCUGGGAUCAAUUUUUCGUUCGUUUUUCUUUUACAAUUUUCUCAAAAAGGGCACAGGAAGACUGCGUUCACCCUAUUGAGCAACUUAACAGUCGUGUAGUACUAUUUACAAGUUCCCUUGAGUUCAACUGGUAGAGCAUGCCUCUAGAUAUGAGGCAACGGGAUUUGCCUCUGGGCUUAAGUCCAACUUGCUUUGAGGAUAUAGCAGGUCAGUCUGUCCAUCCUGGAAUUCCUCUCCCUGAGCUUGGGAAACUAUACGCAGCUGAGCUUCAAGCUCGCUGUUUGCAGCCACCACCAUUCCAGUCUUUACUGUGCAGUCAGGAUAAGGAGUCUUGUGGAAACCGAUUCUCACUGUCUGAGAUGCGGUCUUGGUGCGCUGUUGCUGCUGCUACUACUACUCCACAUGGAGCAUUAGAGUCUUCUCAAAAAAGACUUGUGAUAUUCGAUCAGAUAGGAAAUCAGACUCGUCUAAUGCACUGUCCAUUUCCUCUACGGUUUCCAUCUCACAAGGCUGUGGAACCAGUCAAACUCUCUGAGUUACACUCUCUUGAGAAAGCUGUCAGUGGAGAUAAUGAAGAGUUUGGUGAGAACCAUUCAAAUGGAAAAGAGUCAGAAAUGCAUGAAGACACUGAGGAGAUCAAUGCAUUGCUAUAUUCAGAUGAUGAUUAUGAUGAUGAUUGCGAGAGUGAUGAUGAAGUAAUGAGCACUGGUCACUCUCCUUAUCUUUGCAACAAAAGGAAAUUGGAUGAAUUUGAUGGUCCUUGUAAAAGGCAGAAACUACUGAAUAAGGAUAACAAAAUCAGCGAGUCAUCAUCACUUGUGGGCACUAAGAGUUCUACAAAACUCUAUGGGUCGUCCUUUCUUAAGGACAAAAACAUCUCGACCAAGGAAGAAACUGGUUCUGGUAUAAGCAACGAGCAGUCGAAGAAAGACAAGAUCCGUACAGCGCUGAAAAUACUCGAGAGCAUAGUCCCUGGUGCAAAAGGAAACGAAGCUCUCUUGCUUCUGGACGAAGCAAUUGAUUACCUAAAGUUGCUGAAACGAGACUUGAUCUCCACAGAGGUUAAGAACCAAACCUCCACCACUCACAAGUCACCAAUCUUGUUGGUUAAAGAGACAACAUGGGGAACAAGAAAUCUGCAGACAGAUAAGGCUUGAAGAUUCUCACAAGUUGAAACGUGUGAAGUGGUUUUUGGGUACGUAUCAUCUGCUUUUUAGCUGUAUAUAGUGGACUGCUUUAAGUAUAUAUGCUGGUGCAAUUUCAAAAAGUUAAAGAAGAAAAGAGGUCACUUUCUUCUUCUCUGUGUGUGGAAAGAAAAGCCAAAGUCCUCAUGGUCAUUGAUCGACAAUGAUUAUCUUUUUUGGCGGAGUGUGGAUGGUGAAAUCAAAAGGCAAUAUUCAAAGUCUCAUCUCAAACUCGCGUGGUCUAUGAAUCUCCCCCCUAAGGUAAUAAAAAUAUCUCUGACCCACUCUCUUUUGUCUAUAUGAUGACUGUAUGGGUCCAUGUUUUUAUGAAUAUGUCAUGUUCAUGUAAUUGGGUGGGGUAAUAUAAGUUAAGUGUAUGUAAUAAUGCAAACUAUUCCUUGGGUCUUUUUGCUUCAACCCACAUGUUACUGGUUUUGUUGUGUCUGUUUUGUUGUAUUUUCAAAUGAUUUUGUAAUAAACCAAUGAGGUCUUUUUUG